Messenger RNA from Punica granatum (pomegranate), 1719 nucleotides. NCBI's taxonomy places the organism in Eukaryota, Viridiplantae, Streptophyta, Magnoliopsida, Myrtales, Lythraceae. The record is from RefSeq and is a predicted model, not a curated record.
CACUACAAGUGCUGGGAGCCCACCGGUCCCAAAUCAAGAAAUGAACUCUCACUUCCCCCAAAAGCAGAGAGCUUCUAUGCAAACUCUCCUGUUCUUCUAGUUCUCUUUCCCUCUUAUCUUUUCCCCCUCCUUGUUUCUACAUUGCACUGUUAGAGACUCACCUCUGCAAUGUGGAUCAAAUCCAAGUGAAGUGAGAAGCAGCAAACAGAACACAACUCGAAUCACUUCCGAGAUCAUAGUAAUGGCAAAGACCACCAAAACCGUGAGGAAGACCAUAGAGAAAUGCCCGAACAAGGCAUCGGGUCAUCAGUCUCAGAAGCUGGGGAGGACCCAUUCUUGGACAUCUGUGAGGGGCAUCCUGUCCUGCAGGAACCAGAACCCAAAACAGCAGGUCGUGGAACUGAAGCCCAUCGAAGAGCCGGUGGUAUCAGGAGGACCGGCAAACGCGAGCAAGAAGUGCAAGAAAAUGAGGUGCUCAGGCUCACUCUGCAGCAACACCAAAGUCAUGCACAGGCCCCUCGAGACAUCACCUUCGGCCCCAUCGUCUUCGUCCACGCCAACCGGGAAUGGGGCCGCCCACAAGAAGAGGUCCCUGAGCUCAGUGGUUUCUUCUUCUAACUUCACUGCCCCUGCAUCAUUCAAUUCCUCAGCUACCACGGGUGCGGGAGCCGGAGCUGGAUCAUUUAGAGGAGGGAACCGGAUGAACCUGAGGAGGUUCUCCGGGUGCUAUGAGUGUAGAAUGGUGGUGGAUCCUCUUGUCACCAGAGACCCUUCUCUUAGAUCCACCAUUUGCAGCUGCCCGGAGUGCAGCGAGAUCUUCAUGAAACCCGAGAGCUUGGAGCUUCAUCAAGCCGUUAAACAUGCCGUAUCGGAGCUGAGCCCAGAGGACACGAGCAAGAACAUAGUCGAGAUCAUAUUCCAGUCAAGCUGGCUCAAGAAGCAGACCCCGAUCUGCAAAAUCGACCACAUCCUCAAAGUCCGAAACACCCAGAAAACCAUCUCUAAAUUCGAGGAAUACCGUGACCAGAUCAAGUCAAAAGCCUCCAAGUUCGCGAAGAAGCAGUCCCAGUUCCCCCGCUGCGUGGCCGAUGGGAAUGAGCUCCUGAGGUUCCACUGCACCACAUUCUCAUGCCCACUUGGCCUCGACGGGUCCACGAGCCUCUGCUGCAACAACAUGUCAGCCGCCUCGAGAUGCAAUGUCUGCAGCAUUAUCAAGAACGGGUUCAAGGUCGCCGGGGCUGGCGGGGCAGAUGUAAAGGGUAUCUUGACUACCGCGACGAGCGGGCGGGCCCACGAUCGGGCCAGCGGGUGGGCUGCCGGAGAUGCUGGUCGGGCAAUGCUCGUGUGUCGGGUCAUCGCGGGUAGGGUGAAGAAGAGUAAUAAUUGUGCCGGUGAGGUAGGGAAUAACUUGUUGGAGGAGUAUGAUUCUGUUGGAGGGGCUGUUGGGGUUUACUCCAACUUGGAUGAGCUCUAUGUGUUCAAUCCAAGGGCCAUUUUGCCUUGCUUUGUUGUGAUCUACAGGUGGUUUUAAUUUAAUUUAUUUUCCAGGCACUCUUAUUAGAGUUAAUUUCUUUCUUUUAUUUUCCCCUCUUUUGUGAAGAACAUGUGUACCUGAGGGGCUGCUGUAAUUUUUCUUUUCUUUCUCAUGUAAAAGUACAGGUAGUGAAAUGCGGCACGCUUGAAAUUAAGAGAUUUCAAGCUCGAUUCACACUUGGUGAA